AUGUCUUCUGUUGACGAGGAUCAGUCAUCCCAGCCGUCUUUUGAUGGUGGUGUUGAUGACCUGAAAUCAGCGUCAAACCAUGGUUUGAGAAUGAAUGGGCUAAAUGAGGACUCUGUUGGUUCUGCCAACGAAAGUGGUGAGGGAAAUGCACGUCCCAAGCAGAAUGGCCAAGUGAAUCACGUUAAGGAUAAAGAAAAGCAGGGAAGUGGGCACCAUUCCUCUCCUUCAAAAAGCAGCGGCUCUGACAGAGACAAGCAUCACAGCUCCAGCAGUUCCAGGCACAAAGAAGGGAGUUCCUCCAGUUCUGCUAAACAUGGAAGUUCUAGCUCGUCUUCUAAGGGUAAAGAUGGUUCUAAGCACAAAGAUGGCCAUAGUUCGUCGUCCUCCUCCUCCAAACACAGAGAGGGCAGCAGCUCACUGCACAGUUCCUCCAGGCACAAGGAGGCAGGGAGCUCUUCCUCCUCAUCUCACAAAGACAAGGACAAAAGUAGCAGUUCCAGCUCCAAGCCUAAGGAAAGUAGCUCAUCAACGUCAUUAACAGACAAGCACAGUAGCAGCAGUAGUAAGCAUAAAGACAGCAGCAGCAGCUCAAAGCAUAAAGAUGGAUCCAGCAGUAGUAAAUCAAAGGAAAGCAGCAGCAAAGAUAAAAGCAGCAGUUCAUCAUCUGCUGAUAAGCCCAAAGAUGCCAGUAAAGAAAAGAGCUCCAGUUCGUCUUCAUCUGACAGACACAAAGAUAAAAGCAAAGAGAAUAAAGAUAAGGAUAAAUACAAGUCAUCGUCCAAGCACCGUGAUGAGGAGAAACACACGUCCUCGGAAAAGGACAAGCUUAAAGCUAAGAGAGAUAAUAACCAAGAUAAGAGCAGCCCUUCGAUUCCCAAAAACAAGGAGACCUUGGAGAUCAUUAAAGAAGAGGUGACGAUCAAAACUGAAGUGGUGGAGAAUCAUUGUGACGCUCAAACACCAAUCAAGAAGGAGACGCCGCCUUCACCUGUAAAGAACGAAAGACAGUCCGUUUCUCCUGUCAAACCUGCUGUCAAAAUGGAAGAAGAGAGUGAAGAUGAUGAUAAGCCUUUG
Candidula unifasciata is the source of this 1074-nucleotide messenger RNA. The record is from the annotation of a GenBank genome assembly. NCBI's taxonomy places the organism in Eukaryota, Metazoa, Mollusca, Gastropoda, Stylommatophora, Geomitridae.